GUUAAGUUAGCGCGCUCCGAACUCCAAGGGAGCACGCUCGAGUGCGCUCGAGUGCGACGCCUUCGGAGCUUAACUUAACGGCCAUUUUCGCCGACUGUUUUCGGGUGCACGAACGUGCCGUCUGGCAAAUGUUAUGUUGCUUCCGCAUCCGCUAUUGCACUUCGCGCGCUUCUCGAAAAUGGCCCCGCCGACCGUACUUCUGCAGCCCUUGUUUAGACGAUGAAGAGGUAGAAGAACUUGACGCGCGGCGACGGAGGCAGCAGCAGCAGCUUACGAUGCGAUGCAAGCUCAAUGCGCGCCAACACGUUGCCGAUCUCGCCUGACAGCAGCUUCAGACGGCCGGCAGCGCGGCAGCGAGAGGAACGAGUGGGCAAGGAGAACGGACUUGCAUUGGUGGAAAGAAGGGAGCCAGCAGUCUUGAGAGGAGUGCCUGUUGGUCCUUGCACAUUGCUCUGGGACAAGGACUAUCUGUGCACUCGAGGGGGCAAACGGGAUGUCAAGGUGCACGUUUCACAAGACAGGCACAUGGACUUCAUUAGCAAGAACUUUUUAUACAGAACACUGCCGUUUUGUGAGCUCGUGCAGCGAGCAUCUGGCUCCAAGAAUGCUAACUUCUUCAUAAGUGAGACAGAGCUUUAUUACUUAAGAACACUUGGGUCGGACUCCAGGAAAGAACCUGCCAACAUUGCUACACAGUUUCCAGAGCUUGCUGAAGAUGUCACCUUGCCGAAGCUGUUUCCCAAUGAAGCAUUUUUCUCCAGUGUUCUUCGAAUUGCAUCCCCACAGCUUUGCUUGUGGACUCAUUAUGAUGUAAUGGACAAUUUUCUAAUUCAAGUUAAAGGCAAAAAGAAGGCUGUACUGUUCCACCCAAAUGACUUUGAGUAUCUUUACAUACGAGGUGACAAAUCUCGUGUUUUGGAUGUAGAGUGUCCAGACCUAGAAAAAUUCCCCAAGUUUAAAAAAGCUACACGCUAUGAAGCUACACUGAAUUCUGGUGACAUAUUAUUCAUACCAGCAUUGUGGUUUCAUAACAUGACUGCUCUGGACUUUGGAAUUGCUGUCAAUGUAUUCUGGAGAAACCUGGAUGCAAGUUUGUAUGACAAGAAUGAUCCCUAUGGGAACAAGGACCUGAUUCCUGCUGCCAAAGCCCUCGCUUCGGUGGAAAGAGCAACAAAAGAGUUGCAACUGCUUCCGUUUGAUUGCCAACAGUUCUAUGCGCUGAAAAUGAUUUCACAAAUUAAAGAAACCUUUAAUUUGUCUUAAUGUGGCAAUUUCAGCAACGGAGGAAUAAAUGAUGUCUCAUAUGCA
Molecule: messenger RNA, 1308 nt
Organism: Dermacentor albipictus
Lineage: Eukaryota; Metazoa; Arthropoda; Arachnida; Ixodida; Ixodidae
Product: tRNA wybutosine-synthesizing protein 5-like
Biological process (GO): wybutosine biosynthetic process
Molecular function (GO): 2-oxoglutarate-dependent dioxygenase activity; tRNA binding
Source: RefSeq, a predicted model, not a curated record